AUGAGCUCUUUCAUUUUUGUCAAGGGCUUUGUGAGCAGCCUGCUUCUAGCUGGACUUGCUUCUGCUAUUCCAGUCGAGGAAAAUAUCCAACCACGACAUGGUAACUGCAAUACACCUCAUGACCGUGCGUGCUGGCGGGAUGGAUUCAACAUAGAGACGGAUUAUGAGUCUUCCACACCUGUUGGAACUCUCAGGCAUUAUGACUGGGAGGUCACCGAGGUCGAAAACUGGAUAGGCCCGGACGGGGUGGAAAAGAAUUAUGUCCAACUGGUCAAUGGCCAAUACCCAGGACCAACGCUGUUUGCGGACUGGGGCGAUACCAUCUCUGUAACCAUUACCAACAGCCUGCCUCACAAUGGAACCUCGUUUCACUGGCAUGGAAUCCGUCAAUUUCAUUCCAAUUUGCAUGACGGUGUCAACGGUGUCACAGAGUGUCCUAUUCCACCCAAGGCUUCCAAAACAUACACCUUCAAGGCAGAGCAGUACGGUACUUCAUGGUACCACUCUCAUACCUCUGCCCAGUAUGCCAAUGGUGUCUGGGGACCGAUCCAGAUUGAAGGCCCCGCCAGCUGCAAUUACGACAUUGACCUUGGCGUCUUUCCCAUUAGCGAUUAUUAUUAUGACAACGCCGAUGAACUGGUGGUUGCAACAUCAGUCGGGGCUCCGCCAAAGAGUGACAACGUCCUUUUCAACGGCACCAACAUCAACCCCGUAGAUCCCAGCCAGGGAGAGUAUGCGGUCGUGAAUCUCACUCCCGGAAAAACUCACCGCCUUCGUGUCAUCAAUCCCUCGGCGGAGAACAACUUUCAGAUCUCUCUCGUUGGCCACAACUUUACCGUCAUUGCGACCGACUUUGUGCCUGUCAAGAGCGCCCCAGUCGACAACAUAUUCCUGGCAGUUGGCCAGCGCUAUGAUCUUAUUAUCGAUGCUGACCAGGACAUUGACAACUACUGGUUCAAUGUCACCAUGUUCCCCCUCACGAGUCUUUGUGGAACGUCAUGGAACUUGAGCCCGGCCGCCAUCUUCCGCUACGAUGGUGCACCAGAUGAGCUGCCCACUAUCGAAGGCGAUCUCCCAGAGGAUGCCCACUGCCAAGACAGCCUCGAAUUCGUCCCCGUCGUCCCCCGCAAGGCCGACGAGACCACGCUGCUUGUCGACGCUGGGAAUCCAGAGCAUCAGAUUAAUGUAAACUUGACGUUUGGCACCAGCCUGACCCACCCGACGGUCUGGAAAAUCAACGAAAGCGCCAUCAAUGUGAACUGGGACCGGCCUGUUCUCCAGUACGUUCUCGAGAAUGAUACAGACUAUCCCCGCACGGAAAAUCUCAUCUUCAAUAACGAUGAGGAUACCUGGACAUAUUGGGUAGUCCAGAAUCUCGGCCUGCUCCCACACCCGAUGCAUCUCCAUGGCCAUGAUUUUCUGGUCGUCGGAUCUGCAGCCGCCACAAAUUUCACGUCAGAUCUCUCUUCCACGCUGAACUAUGACAACCCGACGCGACGUGAUGUGACCAUGUUGCCAGGAAACGGAUAUCUCGUGCUUGCCUUCAAGGCCGACAACCCGGGCAACUGGCUCUUUCACUGCCACAUUGCGUGGCACGUCAGCGGUGGCCUCUCGUCCGACUUUAUGGAACGGCGCGACGAGCAGGUUGCCCUCAUCAGCGACCAAGAUCUCAAGGCGUACAAGGACAAUUGCGAUGCCUGGAACAUCUUUUCUAAAACGGCGCCGCCCAAGAUCGACUCUGGUCUUCGUAUCUAA
Pestalotiopsis fici W106-1 is the source of this 1755-nucleotide messenger RNA. RefSeq lists its product as uncharacterized. The record is from RefSeq and is a predicted model, not a curated record. Bases 1 to 1755 code for a protein of 584 amino acids. The transcript has 3 exons. Lineage: Eukaryota; Fungi; Ascomycota; Sordariomycetes; Amphisphaeriales; Sporocadaceae. Gene Ontology annotation, molecular function: oxidoreductase activity; copper ion binding.